This is a messenger RNA of Onthophagus taurus, 1788 nucleotides long. Its product is annotated as ankyrin-1-like. Gene Ontology annotation, cellular component: nucleus. NCBI's taxonomy places the organism in Eukaryota, Metazoa, Arthropoda, Insecta, Coleoptera, Scarabaeidae. The record is from RefSeq and is a predicted model, not a curated record. Gene Ontology annotation, molecular function: protein binding.
GUUCAUUAAAAUUAUAAUAAACUUUUAAAAAAGUUGAAAAUUAAGGAAGGUUGUAGCAGUGAUUUUGAUGACAUUAUGAUGGCACGUUCGACGCAGAAUGGUGCAGUUGGAAUUGGUCAAUCAGAAUCGCCCAGCAGAUGGCAGUCAACUUCUUUUGAUGUACAAUUUCAAGGAGGUGGCCAGAGAGAUCUUGAUGACCGAAAAUUAGUUCAAGAACAAUUCAUGUUAAUGUUGCAUAAUCAUAUUUGCCAAAACCGAGAAUUUGAGGGAGCGAAUGACGUAGAACUAUGCCCCAUUGUAGUAUCUCAUUGUGAAAAGAUGAAAACAUUGUUAGAUCAUAUGGUUUCAUGUCUAUUACAAAAAUGCCCGAUACCCCACUGCACCUCUGCAAAGCAAAUAUUAAAACAUUGGAAACAUUGUGUGCGAACUGAUUGCCCUGCUUGUUUCCCGUUAACACAAAUGAAUAGAAGCAGGAAUAAUCCUUUUCAUGAAGAAACAUCUCUACAUCUUGCCGCUAUCGAUUCAAUCUUACAAUGGGGUCAACUAUUAAUCAUAAAUGGAACGUAUGUUAACGCUAAAAACAAAUGCCAACAAACGCCAUUACACCUUGGCACUAUAAACAAUAAUUUUGAAUUCAGUAAAAUGUUAAUUGAAAAUGGGGCGGACGUUAACGAUAAGGAUAAUCGUGAGGAAACACCCUUACACAUUGCUAUCGCGAAUAACAAUCUUAAAUUUAGUCGAAUGUUGCUUGAAAAUGGCGCGGAUGUUAACGCUAAGACCUAUUUGUCAGAAACACCUUUACACUUAAUCGCUACAACUGAAAACAUUGAAAUGAUGCGGCUCAUGGUGGAAAAUGGGGCAGAUGUGAACGCCCUAAAUUACAACGAAGAAACACCCCUACAUCUUUCCUGUAAUAAUAUUAAACUCAGUCGUUUUCUAAUUGAAAAUGGAGCGGAUGUUAAUGCUAAGGAUGGAGAUGGAAAAACUCCUCUUCACCAUAUUGUCUCUGAAUACGGUCGUAAUUUCAACAACGAAUUUAUAUGCAUGAUGUUAUAUUACAAUGCGUCUGUAAAUGAAAUUGAUAAAUCAGGGGAAUUUCCGUUUAUGAUUGCUGUGAAGGACUGGAACUAUAAAAUAGCGGAUAUAUUAUUUGAUUAUGUCGAUGAAUUAAAUUAUAAAUCAGUAUUUAUUUCCACAUUGUCGACAAUUUUUGUUAAUGACCUAAUUAAUUCGGUGCCUGAGCGCGUUUUCGAAUACAUCGAUAAAAUUAAAAUAGAGGAGGCAUCAGAUGAGAUAAUAGACGAAGAUAUUAACUGCGCCGAAUUAUUAUACACAUCGAUAUACACGUGUUUUAGUCAAUCCGCUGAAAGUCUAAAAUGGGUUUGGUUACUGUUGAGUAAAGGAUUUCCAGUGACAUUAAAAGAUAUAGAAAUAUUUCAUAACGAAAAAGGAUUCUGCAAUGAAAUCGAAGCAAUUUUAUCAUCGGAAGUGCCUAUUGGUUACGAAUACGGUUGUCAACCCUUCAUAAAGACGUUAAUUUUCAAUAAAAGAAACAACGACGAAGGCAUAAUAAAUAAUCGUUACUUUAGUGAAGAUGGGUGUGUUCCUAGUUUAAAACAAAUAGCUCGAGAUUGUUACAGAAAAACUAUUUUUGUUGAACAUCAACGUGAAAACGGCGUGAAUUAUAAAGCAUUUAAUGUUAUUAUGAGGAUGAAUAUUCCUAAAGUAAUUAAAGAUAUUUUACUAUUAAGGCGACCGAUUUAUACAAUCAACGAUUCAAUUGAAUGA